Acanthochromis polyacanthus (spiny chromis) is the source of this 2962-nucleotide messenger RNA. Its product is annotated as protein disulfide-isomerase A3-like. Lineage: Eukaryota; Metazoa; Chordata; Actinopteri; Pomacentridae. Gene Ontology annotation, biological process: protein folding; response to endoplasmic reticulum stress. The transcript is spliced from 13 exons. Bases 110 to 1600 code for a protein of 496 amino acids. Gene Ontology annotation, cellular component: endoplasmic reticulum; cell surface. The record is from RefSeq and is a predicted model, not a curated record. Gene Ontology annotation, molecular function: protein disulfide isomerase activity.
CAAGCGACCUCCGUUACCGGCGGAUUCCCCGUUGUGUGUCGGUUCCGUUCGGUGUGUGCGCCGGUACCGCGGUUCCGUUCGGUGUCCGUCUCCUUUUCGUGUCUCCAACAUGGCGGCCGCCGUGCACCUGUUUCCAACCUGUGUCUGUGUCGUGCUGCUGUGUCGCCUUCCCGCGUCCGUGUGCUCGCGCAGGGACGUGCUCGAGCUCGGGGAUGCGGACUUCGACUACCUGGCAAUGGAGCAAGAGACCAUGCUGGUGAAGUUCUACGCUCCCUGGUGUGGUCACUGUAAGAAACUGGCUCCAGAGUUUGACAGAGCAGCGACUCGACUGAAGGGAAGUGUUCGGUUAGCAAAGGUGGACUGUACGACUCACUCGGAGACCUGUGGACGGUUUGGGGUUUCUGGUUAUCCCACUCUGAAGAUCUUCAGGUACGGCAGAGACUCCGCCCCCUAUGAUGGACCUCGCACCGCAGAGGGGAUCUAUCAAUACAUGAAGAAGCAGACGGGUCCAGACUCAGUUCUCCUGAGGACCAAAGAGGAUCUGCAGGCCUUCGUCAACAACUACGACGCCAGCAUCGUCGGUGUGUUCUCAGGUGCAGACAGCUCUCGUCUGGCCGAGUUCCUGAAGGCAGCAGGUCUCCUCAGAGAACAGUUCAGGUUCGCUCACAGCACUGAUCUGCAGCUGGCCGAGGAUCGUGGAAUCCACUCAGAGUGUGUGCUGCUGUUCAGACCUCCCAGACUUUCCAACACGUUUGAGGACAGUGUAGUCAUCUUCAAGGACUAUCUGACCAUCGGCUCGCUGAGACGCUUCAUCAGAGAUCACAUUUAUGGCCUCUGUCCUCACAUGACCCUGGAGAACAAAGAUCGUCUGAGAGUUCGUGACCUGCUGACGGCAUACUACGAUCUGGACUAUCAUCACAACGUCCGAGGGUCAAACUACUGGAGGAACAGGGUGAUGAAGGUGGCGUCUAAAUACGGUGGGCGGGGCCUAACAUACUCAGUAGCCAAUAAGAAAGACUUUCUGUCUGAACUGGAGGAUGACUUUGGUCUGGGAACGUCAGACGGAGGAGAGCUGCCAUUCGUCACCAUCCGCACCAGACUGGGCCACAAGUACACCAUGAGGGAGGAGUUCACGAGGGAUGGUCAGUCUCUAGAGAGGUUUCUGGACGAUUACUUCGCAGGUCGACUCAAACGUUACGUUAAAUCAGAGCCAGUACCUGAGAGAAACACCGCCGAUGUCAAGAUGGUUGUUGCUGAGUCCUUUGAUGAUGUGGUCAAUGAUCCAGAUAAAGAUGUUCUGAUCCAGUUCUACUCUCCGUCCUGUCCUCACUGUAAGAAGCUGGAGCCGGUCUACAGGGAGCUGGCUCACACGCUGUAUUAUGAUCCAAAAAUCGUCAUUGCAAAGAUGAAUGCCAUUGACAACGACGUCCCGCUGGGAUACGACGUCCAAGGGUUUCCCACCAUCUACUUUGCUCCAGUGGGGAAAAAAGAUGAACCCGUACGAUACGAGGGCGGUCGGGAGCUGCGAGACUUCCUGAACUUCCUGAAGCGUGAAGCGAGUCACAGUCUGGUGCUCAGCGGGUCGAAGGACGAACUCUGACACGUCUCCAUCCACCAAUCAGAGUGACUGCAGAGCUACAACUAGCUGGUCUCCAUGGCAACAACACAGUCGUGGAGGGAAGGGUUGGGUGGUGGGGUUCUGAUCAUCAAACAGACUUGGACCUGAAUCAGGACAUGAGGACAGCUGCUGUCCAAUCAGAUUCCUCUGUUAUCCCCAGAAACACCUGCCCAUCGUGAUGUCACAACGCCUGUCAACUGCCUCACUGGAUGAAUUUAGUUAUUUAUUUAUUUUAUUUUAUUUAUUUCAUUUAUUUUUUUCAUGCAGACAGUUGGGGAGGGGGGGCUGAACUACGAGGUGAGGUUAAUGUGUCAGCAGGUGUGUUGAGCUUAAAGUCAUAAUUUUUAGUAUCAGGAAGGUGGCUCUGUUUCAGCCUGCUAGGAUCACUAUGCCUACCGAUGCUGUGGAGGUAGAGCUCCAUGGCAACCGAUGCUGCGCAGCUUGCUCUCCAUGGUAACUGAUACUGUGACAUUAGAUCUCCAUGGUAACUGAUGUUGUGGAGCUAGAUCUCCAUGGUAACUGAUGCUGUGGAGCUAGAUCUCCAUGGUAACUGAUGCUGUGGAGCUAGGUCUCCAUGGUAACUGAUGCUGUGGAGCUAGAUCUCCAUGGUAACUGAUGCUGUAGAGCUAGAUAUCCAUGGUAACUGAUGCUGUGGAGCUAUAUCUCCAUGGUAACUGAUGCUGUGGAGCUAAGCUCAUCCAAGUUCAAUUCAGAGUUUAGAUUUAAAUUGACUGUAAGAAGCGUCUUCCUUUUACCAGAUCGUUUCCUGAUGACUGAGUGAUUAAACCUGUUAAUCUGUAUGUUACUAACAUUUACUACAUGUGUUCAGAUGGUGAUGCUAAACUCACAUAAAUGUUUUUAGAUUUAGCUCUUUUUACUAUUAUAUAUUUUUAUAUUCCCUGUUGUUCUCCAUUAAAACAGCCUGUUGACUGAAGUACUUGCACACGAUCAUUUAAUUUACUGCAGAAGAGUCAAUUGAUGCGUUAAACGCCUCCUUUUGUGUAAACAGAGUCUGAAGGAGAAAGUCUGAGUUAACAAAGACAGUUGAAAACCACCUUUUUCAUACCUGUUAACUCUGUCUGGAGUUUUAGUUUUUAUUAAGCCGACUUACACAAAGAAAGCCUGGAUAUGUUGAACUGACCUAGUAGUUCAGACCUCUGGUGUGCUCCAACACAAUGCAGGUUAUUUAUUUCAUCAUGUGGAAUUUGGUUUUGCUUAUUGAAAUUGUUUAAUUUGAAAAGAUUUGUGUCAAACUGCUGGAUGUUUACUGAUGCAGAAUCUAUUCUGAGCCUUAUUCCUGUCAGAGACGGUGCUGGGCAGCUUUAAUAAAACACUGAUACAUGA